GCCUCGCUAGUGCGGCGCUGGCUGUGGAGGAGGGCAGAUCGCGCGGCGGGUGAUCCACACAGCGGGGACUGCCCGGAGUUGACCGACUACGGUGUGAGAGCCAUGUCAGGACGAGGGAAAUCCGGCGGCAAAGCCAGAGCCAAGGCCAAGUCUCGCUCCUCUAGGGCCGGGCUGCAGUUUCCAGUAGGCCGCGUCCACCGGCUGCUCCGGAAGGGGAAUUACGCUGAGCGGGUCGGGGCUGGCGCUCCCGUCUACCUGGCCGCCGUGCUGGAGUACCUGUCGGCGGAGAUCCUGGAGCUGGCCGGGAACGCGGCGCGGGACAACAAGAAGACCCGCAUCAUCCCGCGGCACCUGCAGCUGGCGAUCCGCAACGACGAGGAGCUCAACAAGCUGCUGGGAGGGGUGACCAUCGCCCAGGGGGGCGUCCUGCCCAACAUCCAGGCGGUGCUGCUGCCCAAGAAGACCCAGACCUCCAAGAAAUGAGAGCCGACUACGGGGAGGGGGGGUUCUUAGUAGUCGGGGGGCCUUAGGACCCAGGGCUGAGCGCUAGUUACCCCCAUUCCAGCUUCCAAAGUGUUAAUUAUCUUGUUAGAGGUAGGGGGUGCCAGUUGCCCCCAAUAUACAGCAGCCAAAGCCCAGUUUCCAGAUUUGUAAUUAAUUGCCCAUCAGUUUUGCAAAAAAUCGACUGCAGUCUGUCUGUACAAGCGCCAAUUCCCCCCCCCCCCCCCCCUUCAAAAUCUAGUUUUUACCGCAAGGGUUAAUUCCCCAAAGUCAAAUUUAACCCCCAAAGUCCCCCCUGGGUGCACACUAUGGUUAAUUCAUGUUUUGCACCCUUUUUUUUUUUUUCUAGGAUUAACUCUUUCCUGUGCUGGCAUGGAGGUAAAGCACCUCCUGUUUUACGAAGGGUUAACACACUUUUGACUUUCCCUAGUCCAAACCUUUUUAGGCGAUUUUAUCCUUUGUCCCCGUUUGUGGUCUGUCUUUGUGUUUUUGUUUUUUUUUUGGGGCGGUUUGCACUUCUGUUUUCCUGUGUUGUGACGUAUCGUAACGUUCCGCUAGUUUUGGGGGGAGGACCAUCAACGAGUUCUUGGUCGUCAGACAUCACCACCGCUUAACCCUUUCUACACCGGCGUUUUCAUUUAAAUGUGGGUGGGUGGGGGGUGUCGUUGUCAUUUUUCGGUUUCUCGUAGUGAAAGGCGCUGUCGGGUGGCGGCGGGUUGGUUAUGGUAGUCAUGUUACGGGAUUGGCGUAUUUGAGCAAAUGUGGAACGUAAGUUUUAUUUAUUUAUUUUUCUCAUGAUGCAACAAUGUUACAGAUGUUCAUAGAAAGCAACCAUAGGUGAGUUGCGUCAGUAAUCACCCCCCCCCCCCCCCCCCCCCAAUACUAACCGGAGAUGCUGAGUAGUGUUCCUAAUGGAUGUGUUGCAUAAAUCGUCACCCCCUCUCCAAACUGACCCUGCAUCGGCCGGUAUGACUAUGGGAGUAUGAUGUAGAAAAUCUGGGAAAUUUUAAAGGGAUUGUCCAGAAUUAGAAAGUGUCUGCUUUCUCGC
This is a messenger RNA of Bufo bufo (common toad), 1549 nucleotides long. RefSeq names its product histone H2A type 2-B. The transcript is spliced from 2 exons. Gene Ontology annotation, cellular component: nucleosome. Bases 103 to 483 code for a protein of 126 amino acids. The record is from RefSeq and is a predicted model, not a curated record. Gene Ontology annotation, molecular function: structural constituent of chromatin; DNA binding; protein heterodimerization activity. NCBI's taxonomy places the organism in Eukaryota, Metazoa, Chordata, Amphibia, Anura, Bufonidae.